Molecule: messenger RNA, 5111 nt
Organism: Eleginops maclovinus (Patagonian blennie)
Lineage: Eukaryota; Metazoa; Chordata; Actinopteri; Perciformes; Eleginopidae
Gene: ythdc2
Product: YTH domain containing 2
Cellular component (GO): intracellular anatomical structure
Molecular function (GO): protein binding; helicase activity; ATP binding
Source: RefSeq, a predicted model, not a curated record
CGCCAUCAUUAACGGAGAUUGUCAGAUCUGCAAAACCUUCCAUCAGACUCAGAUGAGUGGUUGUAGUUUUCCAGAGAAACGAAAGCUACUGUCUUACCAAGGGCAUCAUGUCCGGCCCAGGGUCACAGAGGCCGUCCAAGAGCCGGAAAACCGGUUCCCUGUCCAAUGGCAUGAAAAACAUCCACAUCGAUGAGGGAGUCAAAAUCUCCGUGAACAUCGCGCUGGAGAAUUUUCGCUACAACGAUGAGAAAGAGAUGGAGUUUCCCUCGUCCCUGACCAGCACGGAGAGGGCGUUCAUCCAUCGGACGGCUCAGUCCCUGGGAUACAUUUCUAGGAGCAAAGGGAAAGGAUCAAAUCGCUUCCUCACCCUGAGGAAAAAGAGCUGUACGGACAAACCUCGGCCUUCCAUGCCCCUCCCACUCUCCCAAAAUUCCAUAUAUUCCAUCCGCAGCCUUCUGCAGCGGUUCCCCGUCAGCAAUAAGGAGCGCAUAGACAUGCAGCCCAACACCAGAAGUGGCCUGUCAGUGUCUUCAGAAACUGACGGCGGCUGUGACCGGGCGAGUGGGCGCUUGAACAACGGCAUUCCCACGGUGCCUCACAGGAGGAGUCCGUCAGAGCUGGACAGUUUCCGGCGCUCGCUGCCUGUUGCCGAACGCCAGGAGGAGAUCGUCCGCGUGAUCAGAGAAAACCGGGUGGUGCUGGUGGUGGGAGAGACCGGCUCUGGGAAAACUACCCAGAUCCCACAGUUCCUGCUGGAUGAUUGCAGCAGGAAGGGCGAGCCCUGCAGGAUCUUCUGUACGCAGCCCAGACGCCUGGCCGCCAUCGCCGUGGCUGAGAGGGUGGCGGCCGAGAGAGGAGAGCGAGUGGGCCAGACGGUCGGCUACCACAUCAGACUGGAGAGCAGGGUAUCCCCCAAGACACUGCUGACCUUUUGCACCAGUGGAGUCUUCCUCCGGACGCUGAUGUCUGGAGAUGCCAGCCUGACAAACGUCACGCAUGUCAUCGUGGACGAGGUGCAUGAGCGCGACGGUCUGACCGACUUCCUGCUCACUAAGAUGCGAGAUGUGCUUCAGAAGAUCCCCACACUGAAGCUGAUCCUCUCCAGUGCAGCACUGGACGUAGACCUAUUCCUGCAGUACUUCGGCUCCUGCCCCAUCAUCCAUCUCAAAGGACGACUGUUUGAAGUGAAGGAGCUCUUCCUUGAGGAUAUCCUGCGGCUCACAGGCUUCAAAAACAAGGACAUGAAGAAGUACAAGGAAGAGACACAGAGAAAGGAGAAGAAACAGAAGAACUUAAAGGAGUGGUGUGAGGUGGUGGUGAGCAGCUGUGAUGAGGAGAGACGGAUGACUCCCGUGUCUAUCCCGGCCUUCCUGCUGGAAAAUAAGCAGAUGGAGAACGACACGGAGCAGCUGGAGCCGUGGCUGCUGAAGGAGAUGGACUCGUGCAUCACCAACAUCUUCCUGAAUGAAGACCAGGAUGCUUUCAUUCAGCUCUUCAACCUCAUCCUCUAUGAGAAUGUGAACGUGGACUACCGGCACACCGAUACCGGCUCCUCCGCUCUGAUGGUGGCAGCGGGACGAGGCUUCCUCCCACAGAUGGAGCAGCUGCUCAACAUGGGGGCGGACAUCAACCUGAAGGCGUCCAAUGACUGGAUGGCCUUAGACUUUGCCACUCACUUCCAGCAGACAGAGGCGAUCGAUCUGCUCAAAUCUUCCAUUCCUCUGGGAGAGGUGAGCAGCAGACGGGACGAGUCCUCCCUGGUGCUGCACACUGCAGAGAUAGGCCCCGAACAGCAGGAGCUGCUCAAACUCUACCACCACAGCUUUGACGAUGACUUUGUGGACCUGGGCCUCAUCAUGGAUCUGAUGCACAACAUCUGCUCCACCACCAGUGAAGGCGCUCUCCUGGUUUUUCUGCCUGGAUAUGAUGACAUCGUGUCACUCAGGGAUCGCCUCCUGUACGACGAUAAGAGAUUCUCCGCCCACUCUGAGAGGUACCAGGUGUUCACUCUACAUUCAGACAUGCAGACUCUGGAUCAGAGGAAAGCCAUGAAGCCCUCUCCACCCGGGAUUAGGAAGAUAAUUCUCUCCACUAACAUCGCCGAGACGAGCAUCACCAUCAACGACGUGAUUUUCGUCAUAGAUUCAGGGAAGGUCAAAGAGAAGUCCUUUGACACCCUCAGUCAUGUGUCCAUGUUGAAGACGGUGUGGAUCUCCAAAGCCAGCGCUCUGCAGAGGAAGGGAAGAGCCGGGCGCUGCAGACCUGGGAUCUGCUUCCACCUCUUCAGUCGCCUCCGGUUCAGCAACAUGCUGGAGUUCCAGGUUCCACAGCUGCUGAGGAUGCCACUGCAGGAGCUGUGUCUGCAGACCAAACUGCUGGCCCCCUCCUCCUGUCCUGUCGCCGACUUCCUGUCCAAAGCGCCGCAGCCUCCUUCUGCACACGCCAUCAGGAACGCUGUGCAGAUGCUGAAGACAAUCGAUGCCAUGGACCAGAAUGAAGACCUGACUGAUCUGGGCUACCACCUGGCUGACCUCCCUGUGGAGCCCCACCUGGGCAAGAUGGUGCUGUGCGCCGUGGUGCUCAAGUGUCUGGACCCCAUCCUCACCAUCGCCUGCACGCUGGCCUACCGGGACCCCUUCGUCCUUCCUGCCCAGGGGUGUCAGAAAAAAGCUGCCCUGCAGUGUCGCAAACGCUACACCUCCAACACCUUCAGCGACCACAUGGCCCUGCUGAGAGCCUUCCAGGCAUGGCAGAAGGCCCGCAGUGACGGCUGGGAGCGGUCCUUCUGUGAGAAGAACUUCCUGUCCCAGGCCACCAUGGACAUGAUACUGGGCAUGAGGACACAGCUGCUGGGACAGCUGCGGGCCAUCGGUUUCGUGCGAGCCCGUGGCGGCAGCGACAUCCGCGACGUGAACCUGAACUCUGAGAACUGGGCCGUGGUGAAGGCGGCCCUGGUGGCUGGCAUGUACCCCAACCUGGUCCAUAUCAACCAGGACACCUCCCUGCCCUCCAGUUACAGAGAGAAGAAGGUCCACUUCCAUCCCACCUCCGUCCUCAACCAGUCCAAGCUCAAGGAGAACGGCCCAUCCAAAUCUUCACCCCAGGCCCUCCCCACAGACUGGCUGAUCUACGAUGAGAUGAGCCGGGGCCACCGGAUGGCCAGUGUCCGCUGCUGCUCCAUGGUCACGCCCAUCACCGUGGCCAUCUUUGGAGGCUGUGCCAAACUCCCCAGCUCCGCCCUGCAGCAGCCUCCUUCACAGAGAGCCUCUGACAGUUUACUGGACAGCGACAGUGAGAGCGAGGAGCUCGCUGAGUUCAGCCUGGACGACUGGCUCAUCUUCCAGCUGGACAGCGAGGCUGCAGGCGCGGUGUUUGAACUGAGACAGAAGUGGCAGAACUUGUUCAUCAAGAGGAUCCGAUGUCCUUCAAAGCCCUGGACUCAACAGGACGAGGCUAUCGUCCGGACCGUGGUUUCAGUGCUGGUCGCAGAGGAGCAGGGAGCCGGCCUGCAGCAACCCACAGGGAUCGGUCAGCGGCCCCGGCCCGUUUCAUCAGAGGACGAUCCCCAGGCUUUUAUGAAGAACUCAAAGAGCAGCCCCCAACCACCCAGCAACACUUCCACUGACUGGUCUUGUCUGAUGCCAGCCUCUUCCAGCCUGCUGCAGAGGAAGGCGUUCUGCAUUGACGAGGCCCCGCUGUCUGUUAAUCCUCUGUCUAAAGAACCCCCCUCCUCCAGUUACUCCUCCUGCUCUGUGAGCCUGGACAGCUCCGCUCCUUCCAACUCAGAAAAGAUCUCAACGCCUCUGUCCUCUCAGCUGGCCUUGUCCUCCGUGCGGCACUUCAUCAUGAAGAGCAGCAGUCUGAGGAACAUCGAGAUCUCUCAGCAGAAGGGGAUCUGGUCCACCACCCCGAGCAACGAGAGCAAACUCACCAAGGCCUUCCUCGAGAACAAACUCAUCAUCCUCAUCUUCUCCGUGCAGGGCUCCGGACACUUCCAGGGCUACGCUCGCAUGACCUCCAUCAUCAGUCAUGAGAGCUGCCAGGACUGGGGCUUGAUGGGGCUGGGGGGGGUGUUCAGUCUGGAGUGGAUCCACAGGGAGAGUGUUCCCUUUCUGUGCACACAACACAUCCUGAACCCAUGGAACGAGAACAAGAAGGUCCAGAUCAGCAGGGACGGACAGGAGUUGGAGCCGCAGGCAGGCAGCCAGCUGUUGUCUCUGUGGGAGAGAAGCUCAGCGGAUCCCGCUCAAUAACAGUCGCUUCACACUCAUCCUGAGCGACAUGCAUUCAUUGAUGGAAAGGUGUAUUUUUCUACCAGAUCUCUGAGAUAAUCUAUUCUAUUUUGCAUUAAAAGGACCACACUACCGGUUAGGGCCAGGGGGACGAUGAUCUGAUCCAGUGGACUUUAUUGUUGGUUUCUAUUUAUUUGAGUUCUCGGUUUUCAUCUCUUUGUAUUCUAAAUGGUACCCAUGUUCUUAUCAAGCAGUUUAUUCACAAUCAAAUGUGCUUAUGUUUUAUUGUGGAGAGAAAUAGGUUUGUUUAACUAUUAAGACGUGAUAAAUACAGAAGCUGCAGUUCCUCAGUUUGUUGUCAUGUCAGUUCUUAUGGUAAUGUUUUGACCACCAAUACACACAUUAACUCUGCUUCUCCGCUCAUGCACUCAGACAUCCCGUCUCUUAGAAUAGUUGAGCGUGUUCUGUGUAAAGGUUUAUGAGACUCGUGACGUUUCUGGGAUGAGAAAUUGUAAUAUAUGUUGUUGAAUUUCAAUUUUGCUGCUGUUCGAAAAGUGUUAGACCGUUGUUUGGCUCAUGUGUGUUAAUGCGCUGACAUAAAUAAACAGUGGUUUCAUUUUAAAACUCUGUCUGCUUUAAAGUAACUGCAAGUGCAUUCCGUAAAAUAAAUGACUUGUGUUAAAUACCAAGUAAAUGAUUAUGCAUGAUGUAUGAAACAUAACUUUUGUUUCAUACAUCAUGCAUGUAGUUUAUCACGUAUGUGCAAUGUAAAUCAGCUGCGCACAUAAGGUCAAAGUCAACUAAAUGAGGACAAAAGGAUCUGCAGUGGAAACUCAGGUGUGUGCAGGGAGGUUAUUAAAUCACUGACAUGGAGGUAAU